CUCUUUUGCUAUUUUGUGUCGAUUGCAAGCUUCCAGAACCAUCUACAACAACUCCGAAAUGGUAUCCUCAAAUCUUCCACCAUACUACAGGCAAAUUUAUGAUCCCAAAGAGGAGAUGAGGAGAGCCAAUGCUUCUCCCAUUCACACCAAAUGGACUGCCACAGUGCAUCGCCAACCCUUUGUAGCAACGGCUGCGACGUCCUUCAGCGCCUCAAUUGUCGUAUCUAUCGCUAUCAUUAAUUACCCAAGCGGCGUAGAACACUGUGGCUUCUUCCUAACUUGUGCCAUCUGUGUCCUCUUGAAGAUCGUAGCCAAUGUCGGUUGUGCUGAAGUUGCCAUUGUAGUAGUAGUUGUCAAGUGUCCUCUCGUUUUGCAUAAAUUUGUAGCACUUAUCGUGCCCGUCCUCUGUUGCGGAUUUAUCCUUUGGAUGAUCAAGGCGUGUGCAGAUCAAGUUGCAAUCCAUUUUGUCUCUUUUUAUGGUGCGCCAUCUCUUUGA
Didymella exigua CBS 183.55 is the source of this 496-nucleotide messenger RNA. RefSeq lists its product as uncharacterized. NCBI's taxonomy places the organism in Eukaryota, Fungi, Ascomycota, Dothideomycetes, Pleosporales, Didymellaceae. Bases 59 to 496 code for a protein of 145 amino acids. The transcript is spliced from 3 exons. The record is from RefSeq and is a predicted model, not a curated record.